Molecule: messenger RNA, 390 nt
Organism: Dibothriocephalus latus
Lineage: Eukaryota; Metazoa; Platyhelminthes; Cestoda; Diphyllobothriidea; Diphyllobothriidae
Source: the annotation of a GenBank genome assembly
AUGUCUGCGAAGCAGGCCAAUACUUUCAACCUAAAGCUUGUAAUCGAACGCUUCACUAAGGCGGUUAGUUAUCAUCUCAUCUCGCCCUCUAACCUGCUCUUCAGCCUACUAGAUGAGCUCGGAAGGAUAAUGUACUUUGUUAUGCGUGAUGUUAGCAAGAAGCUAGACAUUCUCAAUAAGCUUCGAGAUCCCACGGCCACCCCCGAGUAUCAUGAAAAUUUCAUCACUGUCAAUAAGAUGUGCUCCUUCGAGAAAAAUCAGUACGAGGACAAUAAGCCAGUUGGAAAACUGCACACCUAUGGCGCCCGUAAUCUACUUCGUCUACAUCGAGCACUCAUCUUCAUAAUAUCUUUUUUUGAGAAAGUUUGCAUAGGUAAGUGUUUUAUUUAA